GUGUGUGUGUGUGCGUGUGUGUGUGUGGUUAUUAUUUCAAUUAUAAUCUCCACUUGUAACUGAUCCUUCUUAUCUUCUAGAUGUAUGUGUUUUCUCUCUCUUUCUCUGCAGCUUCCUUUAUCACAACAUACGCUUGUGUCUUUCUCGCUUUCUUUAUGGCUGAAAGGGCAGCUGAAGAGCGGCACUGCCUUAAGUAUCGUAAUUAAGUGCAAGCUUGACGCAUCAUCCUCCCCAUCCAUAAAAAAUCUGCUCUAUAUGACACCUCUCUCUUUUCUUUCAGGCAAUGAAAUUAUUUUAUAAUGGCUGGUAACUAGAAUUGUAGAAAUGGAAUGAUUUUUUUGGCGGGUUCAUUUCAUACAUCAGAUUAUUAUAGUUUUUUUUUUUUUUUAAGAAUUUUCCCUGUCAAAUUUCAUCCACUUGUGUGAGCUUAUAUUCUUAUAUAAACCAACAACAACAAAAAAACUAGUGAUGGUGCUCGAAAGCGUGGCUUUUCAUGGUGGUCCUCUUUUUGGAAGGAGAGGACGAUUUGUGCUCUUUGAAGUACGCUUGUUUACUGUUCAAAAUUUAACGGAAAACUGUAUUUUGGAAUCUGAAAAUGAGUUCCCACUAUUAUAUUUCACCAGCUUUUGAUUCAUCAAGACUCUCCCGCUUCUCUUCUUUCUUUAAUCCUUUUGUAUCUCUUGGUGACCAUGCAAGGUAAAGGAAGGAGGAAAGGGCUGUGUGGCUACUACUGUCUCUUAAUCUGGGUCUGCUUAUUUUAUUUUAUUUUGAAAGCCUAUCCAGAUUUUUCUGUUUUUACUGAUGUUUAACCUAACUAAUUAAUGCAGUACUUUAAAUUUUGGGUAUUGUGGAUUCGGGGAUUUUUUUGGUGCCUAGAACUCGUACUUGCAGUAGGAGAAAAGGGACUCUCCUGAAAAUAGGGUCAGCAAAUAAGGUGCCAAAUAUGGGAAAGUGUCUUUGUUUCCUCUUCUGGUCAGAUAUGCAUUAUUUCGCUCCCUUAAGUGGGGCAACGGACGGCUUCUGUCUCCAGCAGUCAGUUUUCGCGCAGGAAUUCGAUGGAAGAAGAAAAUGUGAGCUUGAUUUUAAAUGCAGAAACACCUGCAGUUGAAGAACUAUCAGAUUCAAAUAGCAGCACUCAACCAUUUCCACCAAGCAAGCGUGCAAGGUCUGGCUGUAAUGUUAGCGCUUCAAGAUUCAAAGGUGUUGUGCCACAGCCAAAUGGUCACUGGGGUUGUCAAAUAUAUGCCAACCACCAACGGAUAUGGCUAGGAACCUUCAAAUCUGAAAGGGAGGCAGCUAUGGCUUAUGAUAGUGCAGCAAUAAAGCUUCGGAGUGGCGAUUCAAGGAGAAAUUUCCCACCAACUGACAUAACUGUCGAAGAGCCAAAAUUUCAAAGUUAUUACAGCAUUGAAGUCGUGCUUGCCAUGAUAAAGGAUGGUACCUACCAAUCCAAGUUUGCUGAUUUUAUAAGAACAUGCUCCCAAAGUGUGGGGACUGCACUCAGCCUCAAGCUUAUGAUGCAGCAAAGUAGUGAAGGGCUAGCAUGUAAGCAACUCUUUCGAAAGGAGCUAACACCAAGUGAUGUUGGGAAACUAAAUAGGCUUGUCAUCCCUAAGAAAUACGCUAUUAAGUACUUCCCAAACAUUUCUGAAAGUGCUGAAGAAGAUUUGGCGGCUGACAAAGUAGUCGAUGUGAUACUAGCUUUCUAUGACAAGUCAAUGAAGUUGUGGAAAUUUCGGUAUUGUUAUUGGAAAAGCAGUCAGAGUUAUGUCUUCACAAGGGGUUGGAAUCGAUUCGUGAAGGAAAAAAAAUUGAAGGCAAAUGAUUCCAUUGUUUUCUGCUUAUGCGAGAGUGGAGAGACUGUAGAUUCCGCUGCUCAAACAUUCCAAAUGAUUGAUGUAAGCAACUGUGAAAACAGCAGUAACGUUGCAGAGUCAUCCAACCAAAGCAUUGCGUCCAAAGUUGAGUUGCAGCUUCUCCAAGAAGAAGGUAUCAAGAAGAAGGUCGAGGAAGACAGAAUGGUGCGAGCUGAUAAGACAACACAUGAUGCUGUGAAAACAGGCUUUAAACUCUUUGGCAUGCAAAUUAUGUAGAAUGACAUGGUUUCUUAGGGUUCUCUCUUCAGCCUUUUAGCGGGUUGCUAAGUUCAUUCCGAUGGCUCAGCUUUUUAUAUGAGCAAUUUUAACUACUAGAAAUUACCUUAAUUAUAUGGGACUUGUAAUUGGCAGCAUGGGUGGAUGCUAAAAUUGUCGGGCAAGAUCUUAGUGAUUGGCCAAAUUAUUAAAGGAAGCAGUUAAUGAUAUUA
Messenger RNA from Populus euphratica (Euphrates poplar), 2305 nucleotides. Its product is annotated as AP2/ERF and B3 domain-containing transcription factor At1g51120-like. Gene Ontology annotation, biological process: regulation of DNA-templated transcription. The coding region runs from base 1056 to 2093 and encodes 345 amino acids. The record is from RefSeq and is a predicted model, not a curated record. Gene Ontology annotation, molecular function: DNA binding; DNA-binding transcription factor activity. Lineage: Eukaryota; Viridiplantae; Streptophyta; Magnoliopsida; Malpighiales; Salicaceae. The transcript has 3 exons.